Messenger RNA from Teleopsis dalmanni, 1617 nucleotides. Its product is annotated as zinc finger protein 484. Gene Ontology annotation, molecular function: DNA-binding transcription factor activity, RNA polymerase II-specific; zinc ion binding; RNA polymerase II cis-regulatory region sequence-specific DNA binding. The transcript is spliced from 4 exons. Gene Ontology annotation, biological process: regulation of transcription by RNA polymerase II. The record is from RefSeq and is a predicted model, not a curated record. Gene Ontology annotation, cellular component: nucleus. The coding region runs from base 78 to 1511 and encodes 477 amino acids. NCBI's taxonomy places the organism in Eukaryota, Metazoa, Arthropoda, Insecta, Diptera, Diopsidae.
CCAUUUACUAAUAUAGUGUGUAAUAUAUUUCAGUCGGUGUCGUUUAAAGCAAUUGUUUAAGGAUAUAGUUUUUAAUAAUGGACGAUACAGGAAAUAUAAUAGUGAAUAUUUCUGAGGAAACAUGUAGAGUAUGUUUGGACAGUUCUUCGUAUACAAAUUCAUUUUUUGAUGAGAUUGAAUUGAAUGAACCUAUUCCCUUGAAGGCGAUUAUAGAACAAGUAACAAAUAUUGUGAUAUCAGAAGAAAAUGACAUUACUACACGUAUUUGUACAGAAUGCACGCAUAAACUAGUGCUAGCAUAUGAAUUUAUACAAGAGACAAAAAAGUCAGAUGAAGUUAUUAAGUCAUAUAAACAAUUGAAGGAAAAAGACAUAGAGCAUAUUCUACCAUCAACUUUAGAUACAAAAUCUAAACACUUAUGUCUAGAAGAUGGUGAGCAUCAUGAAGAUUUAGAAAUUCUGGAAGAUGAUUUCGACAUGGCCAUAUGUGAGAGUGAAAAUGUUGAAUCUGAAGAAAUUCAAAAUGAAUUGUAUACGUUCGAGGAAACUAAUGAAAAUAACGAUAUUUCAUAUGAUACAAUUGUACUAUCAGAAGAGAUUGAAAUUAAAGAAGAAAUUAACAGUUGUGUCGAUGUGGUACCAGUUAAAAAUAUUGCAAGCUAUGAAGAAGAAAAAAAAAUUAAAACAAUUCCCAUAGGAUCUCGUUUGAACAGAUAUAAAACUGAUAACUGGAUAAAAUGCAGCCAAUGUACGAGAUCGUUUGCUAAGGAAGAAUCUCUUAACAAACAUAUGCAGUUGGCACACACAAUGCGGGAACCCGAAAAUAUUAAAAAAGAGAUAACAUCUGAAGGUGCAAAAUCAAAUCCAUUCCAAUGCCAAAAAUGCGCACGUAACUUUACGCGUGAAGAUACAUACAAACGACAUUUAUUAGCGAUGCAUCCUGAAGUAAUAGACGUGGAAAAAGUAGAGAAGGAAUUACAGCAAAAGAAAAACACUUACAAACGUGGCCUUUGUCCACAUUGUGGAGAUAGUUUUACACUUGCAAGCCUUAUUAUUCAUAUACGAAGACAUACUGGUGACAACCCAUAUAAAUGUGCUGUUUGUGAAAAAGGAUUUCCACGACGACAAGAUUUAACAUUACACAUGCGGCAACACACUGGGGAGAGACCACAUGUAUGCAACAUUUGCGGUAAAUCUUUUAUACGACCUAACAAGUUAAACAGACAUUUAAGAAUCCAUACUGGUGACAGACCUUACAAGUGUGAUAUCUGUAACAAAGGCUUCUGUCAAUCAAAUGAUUUAAAAAUUCAUUACAGACGGCAUACGGGAGAAAAGCCAUAUGCAUGCACUGUUUGCGGUUUAAAAUUUAUAUGUAGAUCAGCAUUAACCACUCAUCAGAAAAGCACAAUGCAUGCUGACGAUAGCAAAAGUAAUGAUGAUCCUUAUGCUAGCUGUCGUGUUAAUACCCGCAAUUACACAGUAACUAACAAAGUCAAGCAAGAAAAAAUGUAAUUAAGUAAAUUAUUCAUUUUUAAUUUCCCAAAAAAAAUAGUUGCACUGCGUGGCACACUACAUGUUCCAAAUAAACUUAGAAAAUGUAAUUAUUAUAUAAAAUUAU